Messenger RNA from Eremothecium cymbalariae DBVPG#7215, 912 nucleotides. RefSeq names its product phosphatidate phosphatase LPP1 (gene LPP1). The record is from RefSeq and is a predicted model, not a curated record. NCBI's taxonomy places the organism in Eukaryota, Fungi, Ascomycota, Saccharomycetes, Saccharomycetales, Saccharomycetaceae. Gene Ontology annotation, biological process: phospholipid metabolic process. Gene Ontology annotation, molecular function: phosphatidate phosphatase activity. The transcript has a single exon. Bases 1 to 912 code for a protein of 303 amino acids.
AUGAUCGACAGAAUAAGGCCUAUAUUCGACAGAAAACAAUACGUCUACCUUAAGCAGUUUUCAUGGCAUUACCUAAUGAUCUUUACUGGGCUGGGUGUGCUAGUGGCAACUGAACUGCUCCUUCCGCCCCGUGUUUCACGUCCGUUCCGACUAGAUGACGCCCGCAUUUCCAAGCCUUAUAAAGAAAACGAGAUUGUUCCCAAUUCCCUUUGUAUCUUGCUCUCAGCGGGUUUGCCCAUGGUGGUUGUGUUUGCCGUGUGCGUCGCGAAACGGCGGUCGUGGUCAUGUGACAGCGUGCCGCUACCCUUGCCCGUCUCCGUGCGCCGCGGCAGCGGCGCCAGAAGCGCAGCUGCUGGUGCCAGCGCCAACGCCGCCACCGCCGGCCCUACCAGCACCGCCACCGCCACCAUCCAAGCACCCCUCAACAGCAGCUGGCUAGCCAUCACCGAUCCCGCACUCCACAUAUUCCACUGCAACAUGGUGCAUCUCUGGCUCAGCAUUAGCCUAAUGGCCCCCAUUACGAGCAUACUAAAAAUUAUGAUCGGCAACCAAAGACCGGACUUUCUAGCCCGUUGUCAGCCGUCCGCCGGGGGCGCCGCCCCCGGCGCCGGCGACUUGCUGGGUUUUCAUUCAUGCACAAACAAAAACCUCGCAAUACUAUACGAAGGCUACAAAUCUACACCAAGUGGGCACAGCAGCUUCAUCGCCUGCGGCAUGGCCUUCCUAUUCCAGUGGCUAUCACGCUACCUGCCCACCAGGCGCCGCUGGCUGCCCCAGUUCUGGUGCAUCCUGCUCGCACUGGUCGUGAUGUAUUCCCGCGUGCUGGACGGCCGCCACCACUGGUACGACGUGAUUUCCGGCGCAAUCAUAGGUCUGGGCUCCCAUGUGCUAGUCUCAGCGACGGUGUUAUAG